Molecule: messenger RNA, 918 nt
Organism: Lachancea dasiensis
Lineage: Eukaryota; Fungi; Ascomycota; Saccharomycetes; Saccharomycetales; Saccharomycetaceae
Source: the annotation of a GenBank genome assembly
AUGAAGGACCAGACCGAUUCGAGUCUGCCACCACCCCCGGCGUACAACGAAACCCAAACGCCCGGCGCCUCAGGGCCCGGCAACCCAACCUCAUACUAUCAAAGCGAGGAAACCCGGGACUUCAUCCCAGACGACUUCAAGUACUCCACGACCGUCGUGUCGUGCGAGCCACAAGUCCGCCGAUGGUUUAUGCGCAAGGUGUACACUCUGCUAUCGUUCCAGAUCCUGUUCUCCUUCGCCUUCUGUCUGUGGGUAAGCCGUUCCACGUCGCUCCAAGAAUUUGUGUACCAAAAGCAAUGGCUCUUCUUCGUCGCGAUGAUCGGAGGUAUUGUCAGUUGUAUCUGGCUCACGCUGGCCCCAAGGGCCAGUGACUACGACGAGGAUUCCUCUCUGCUGAACUCUGAUGCUGCCGACCCGCAGCCUCUUGCCGAGCGGUCCAAACGGCCCUGGUACUGUCUUUCAUACCGCGGCCAGUUGGCGCUUCUGGCGGGUUUCACCGUUUGCGAGGCCUAUACCCUUUCGCUGGUAACGCUGGUAUACGAACCCCGCACCAUUUUGAGCGCCAUGCUCAUAACCGGAAUUGUGGUCGUCGGAAUAACCGCGAUGGCCGUAUCCGACAGAUUUGAAGCCACCGUGACAGCGUCAGGCACCAUCUACUACUGGCUCAACCUGGCCGUAUGGCUGCUGAUUGGAAUUGGCUUUUCGUCCAUGUUUUUCGGGAUGAACUCGACUGUGGAUCUGAUCUACAGUUGGCUGGGCGCCGCCGUCUUCACCGUGUAUUUGUUCAUCGACACACAGUUGAUUUUCCGCAAGGUGUACCCCGAUGAAGAGAUUCGUUGUGCGAUGAUGUUAUACUUGGAUAUCAUCAAUCUCUUCCUGUACAUCCUGCGCAUUCUCGGCAGAAACCGCGACGACUGA